AUGGACUCUCCCUUGAAGAGAAUUAGUAGACAACGACUUGGCUAUGCUGCCUACCACUGGGGCAUCUUCACUUCACCGAAGACAUCCGCAGCGCGAAGUUGCUAUUCUUACGAUGUAACCGAUGGGGCCCAUCCAGACCCUGUCACCAGAGUUGAUCACAAUCCAGAACGAAACUGGUUUUUCCGAGUGAGGCCGAACGUCGAUUCAAUGCUGACUAGCCAUCUUCUUGGAAGUAUGAUUGGCAAGGUUCCAAACGAACUUGCCCACGCGAAGAUACAGACGCAUCUCGAAUCAAUUCCCCUUCCCAGACAAGGGGUUUUACCGGAGAAACUGUGUCCGCUGGACAAACAAGGCCCUGCGAUCCCAAAGUUGCAGCAGAAAGGCUUAGGGGAGCAAUCUGACAUUGAUCGGUUCAUGCCUGAUUCACUUGCUUUUGCUGAUUAG
Molecule: messenger RNA, 444 nt
Organism: Aspergillus saccharolyticus JOP 1030-1
Lineage: Eukaryota; Fungi; Ascomycota; Eurotiomycetes; Eurotiales; Aspergillaceae
Exons: 2
Coding region: 1-444 (147 amino acids)
Source: RefSeq, a predicted model, not a curated record